Closterium sp. Naga37s-1 is the source of this 1182-nucleotide messenger RNA. NCBI's taxonomy places the organism in Eukaryota, Viridiplantae, Streptophyta, Zygnematophyceae, Desmidiales, Closteriaceae. The record is from the annotation of a GenBank genome assembly.
AUGGACCCGACAGAUCUGGUAUGGGCAGGUUGCUGCGGCCGCCUCUGCUGUGCGCCCAGCGCAUGUGAAGAACAGGCCCACAGCGGACCCGCGGAUGCAACGAGGACGGUGGGAACCUCCGCGCACGCCGCAACCCACGCUGAGGCGAGGGACAUAGCGGUGGGCGGCACCAAUGGGUGGACGUUCCAGAUCAGCAGCUGGAAGCCCAACCCGCCUGCGAAAGCAGGCGACGUGCUCGUGUUCAAGUGGAUGGGCAAGCACGACGUGUGGCAGAUGAACGGUGCCGCGGCGUACAGGGGCUGCAACUUUGGGGCGGCUAAGAAGCUGACACCCCAGACCAUGGGCGGCAAGUACAGGUUCAAGGUGCCGAACACAGCCAAGGGCAAGACCCUGUACUUCAGCUGUUCAGUGAUGUCCCACUGCCAGGGCAUGAUGAAAGUGGCCCUCACUGCAGCAAGGCGUGAGCUCACUGCAGCAAGGCGUGAGCUCACUGCAGCAAGGCGUGAGCUCACUUCAGCAAGGCGUGAGCUCACUGCAGCAAGGCGUGAGCUCACUGCAGCAACGCGUGAGCUCACUGCAGCAAGGCGUGAGCUCACUGCAGCAACGCGUGAGCUCACUGCAGCAAGGCGUGAGCUCACUGCAGCAAGGCGUGAGCUCACUGCAGCAAGGCGUGAGCUCACUGCAGCAAGGCGUGAGCUCACUGCAGCAAGGCGUGAGCUCACUGCAGCAACGCGUGAGCUCACUGCAGCAAGGCGUGAGCUCACUGCAGCAACGCGUGAGCUCACUGCAGCAACGCGUGAGCUCACUGCAGCAAGGCGUGAGCUCACUGCAGCAACGCGUGAGCUCACUGCAGCAAGGCGUGAGCUCACUGCAGCAAAGCGUGAGCUCACUGCAGCGAGGCGGCAGCGCGUAAGGCGGCAGCGCGCAAGGCGGCAGCGCCUAAGGCGCCAGCGCGGAAGGCGCCAGCGCGGUAGGCGCCAGCGCGGUAGGCGCCAGCGCGCGAGGCGCCAGCGCGGUAGGCGCCAGCGCGCAAGGCGCAGCGCGGUAGGCGCCAGCGUGCAAGGCGCCAGCGCGCUAGGCGCCAGCGCGCAAGGCGCCAGCGCGCAAGGCGCAGCGUGCAAGGCGCCAGCGCGCAAGGUGCAGGCCCGCAAGGCGCCAGCGCGCAAGGCGCCAGCGCGCUAG